AUGUGCAUGAGGAAAGGCGUUAGGCAGAACAUUCUCUCGUUCCUGUAGUGUUGGUAACGAUAUUGUUGACGCAUCACGUGUUCGGCGGUGAAAGAUUGAGAUGGUAAGUUCGAGGAGGGGGGUGGGAAGUCCAGCGAGCGGGUGGGCGGCCUGCGGGCAGGCGGGCAGGCGAUCUAGGUUGGAGGGUCUGGGUGGACGGAGAGCGAGGAGUCUGAGGGAGGGCUGGGCAGCAGGCGCACCAUACCUACCCUACUCUAGAAUCUGUUAUCAUGUCUGGGCCACUUGGUAUGGGGGUGUCGUCCUUCCAUCGUCCCUCCUCAAGACCCAUAGCCCCGUGCCGAGGCAGGGAGGAGUUCAGGCCAUCAGGGGGUGACAAGAUGGCCAGAUUACAACCUUGAUUUAUUUCUCUCUCUGAGCUGCAGUGAGUUGGGAAAUGGGUUAGAAGCGGCGCUGUGGCUUGUGCUCGGUGUGGGCGUGGGUGUGGAGCUGGCAUAUCUGGGAAGCCAAGAAUGUAGGGACCGGGACACGGGGUGGUCAGAUGCCCCUGGGGAUGGUAGCUUGGUCGUGUUAUUCUGUAUGCGGCGCCCAUUCCUCCCACCGUCAUCUCUACGGGAGGGUACCUGGUGCAGAGGUGCCACGUACUGUUUUUUUCCUUUGUAGAGUGUCGGGAAGAUCACUCUUACGGAACACUGGAAGUGGCUUAUGUGUUACUGACCGUAAACUUUACCAGUAGUUCUCAUUGUUAAGUUGUUGCAAUUGGAAAUAACUAGCGGAUGUUAAUGUUUCCUGAUAAAUAAGAUGAGUGGAUGCUUUCCGUGCGAGCCAAUGAGCGCGUGGCUGGGAGACCACGUGACCGGGCCGGUCAUGGUGCUGCCCUCUGUGUUCAGGUGCGGCGGCUGGGAGGCUGUUGCUCACCUGGAUUAGUGGUGAGGUGAACAGUGAGCAAGAUGGAGAGACGCAGAGUCGUUCACACACGCGAUGAUUCAGGAAAUUCCUAGUGGCCUGUCAAUACUGUAGAGCGACAGAGUGUGACGCCUGCGUGCGGAGAUGCGGCAGCGUCGGAAGGAGGUUCUGCUCCAGGAGGGAUUUUGUACAAUGAUGCCCAUUCCGUGCCAUAUGUAACACUAGUUGUGUACCCGGAGGUGAAGUUGUGUGUUCGUGUCAACAGUGGUAAAGUUGACAGUCGUGUGUGCCAUACAGUGCUGGCGGGUAAACCGGACAGCCGACGUGGGGUGGUCGAGGUAGUGAGCGGCGAGUGUCUGGUUCCGGCGAGAUGAGCAGCCCAGCGGCCAGACGGUAGUAGUGGGCAUAACCAGCUCACUGACAAAUAGCUACUGAAGCCCCGUCUGGCCAGCUCAGCGGCCUGGGCGCACCACAGACCCAAGCCUCAGUCUCGACCCAUGUGUGAGGAACCCUAUCCCGAGCUGCCCUAUGAUCCAAGGUGGCUACCGCGCGCUCCACUGGGGCAGCCGACCCGACACCGCCCGUUAGGAUGGCAACUCUAGGGCUCUCAAAAGUCUUCAUUCUUGAUAAGUACUUUACGGAGCUCCAAAAAUUCUGGGAAACUGAGAAGAAACUACAAGAUGCGUGUGGGACGAGUGAGGCGGCGCAGCUGGAGCAGCGGUUGAGAUCCCUCGGGUGUGAGCUGGUUACUCUUCGAUCGAGACUCCCGCCUGCACUCCACCAUUCCCGGCCCACCACGCCGCCCGCCCCUAUAAUCAACACCGCCACCACCACCACUACCCUCACUGCCUCUUCUGCUAACUCAUCCUUUCACGCCACAAACAAUAGUAACAAUAACAAUAAUAACAACAAAAACAACGCCACUACCACGUCCAACACUCCGUCAGCCCCAAACACCAACCCCGCGUCCCCCUCCACAACCACCACCACAAACAAUAACAAGAACGUUCAGCCCCACAACGGCACCGCCCCACUACUGCCACUCAACUUCCCCGUUGGUGGUGGCACUCCUUCAUCGGGAGGUUCCGAGAGUCGUAUCACGCUCAACAGCUCCAACCUGGCAGACGGCCUCAACUCCUCACAGUCGUUCCUGGCGGAUGUUAGCUGCGUGAAGGGCGGCAUGACCGGUGGAGUGCAAGAAGUGGAGGACCUCAUCCACCUGGCUGGUCCACUCACAGAGGACGCCGUUCUCAAGACCCUCCACGCCAGGUUCUGCUCAUCUCACUAUUUUACUAAUGUGGGUCCAAUCCUGUUGUCGGUGAACCCUUAUCAUGAGGUGGGAAAUGCCCUCACCCUCACCUCCACCAGGGCAGCCGUCCAGAGUCCCCACCUCCUACGGGUCGUCCACGAGGCAGUCCGUCAGCAGAGCGAGACAGGCUACCCACAGGCUAUCAUCCUCUCAGGUGCAUCUGGGUCAGGCAAGACCUACACGUCAAUGUUGUUGCUCCGUCAACUGUUUGACGUGGCAGGUGGUGGGCCAGAGACAGAUGCUUUCAAGCAUUUGGCAGCUGCCUUCACUGUGCUUCGCUCCCUCGGCUCUGCAAAGACCACGUCCAACUCAGAAUCUAGUCGUAUUGGUCAUUUCAUCGAGGUGCAGGUAACAGAUGGAGCACUCUACAGAACUAAGAUCCACUGUUACUUCUUGGAUCAAACAAGGGUGGUUAGGCCACUUCCUGAUGAAAAAAACUAUCACAUAUUUUAUCAGAUGCUGGCUGGACUCACACAGGAGGAGAGAGCCAAGCUUCAUCUGGAGGGUCACAGCGUUAGAACAUUGCGGUACCUGAGUGAAGGAGAUGUGAGACAAGACGAGGCUGAGGAUGCUCGCAGGUUUGAAGCAUGGAAAGCAUGUCUUGGGGUGCUAGGGAUUCCCUUCCUAGAUGUGGUAAGGGUUCUGGCUGCUGUUCUUCUCCUUGGCAACGUUACCUUCAUCGAGGGACAGGGACUCGAGGUUGAUAUCCAGGGAGGAAGCCAUGAACUCAAGAGUGUGGCGGCCCUGCUUGGAGUGUCAUCAGCUGCGCUAUAUCGAGGCCUCACCACACGCACCCACAAUGUCCGUGGGCAGCUUGUCAAGUCCAUGUGUGAUGCCAACAUGUCAAAUAUGACGCGGGAUGCACUGGCUAAGGCACUUUACUGCCGCACAGUUGCCACCAUUGUCAGGCGAGCCAACUCCCUCAAGCGGCUAGGGUCUACCUCAGGCACUCUUUCUUCAGAUAGCAAUGAGAGUGUCCAUCACCAAGGCGAGGUAGCAUCUCAACAUGCUUCCACAGUGGGUACUGCUGGCUCCAAGGCCUCAAAAUCCAUGAGUGUCCUUAACAAUGCAGUGAAGCACGCUACAGAUGGUUUUAUUGGCAUUCUUGAUAUGUUUGGGUUUGAGGAUCCAAAGCCCUCACACUUGGAGCACCUUUGCAUUAACCUGUGUGCAGAGACAAUGCAACACUUUUACAACACGCACAUCUUCAAGUCUUCCAUUGAGUCAUGUAGGGAUGAAGGCAUCACUUGUGAGGUUGAGGUCGAUUAUGUUGACAAUGUCCCGUGCAUUGAUCUCAUCUCAUCACUGCGCACAGGUCUCCUCAGUAUGCUGGAUGUGGAAGGGUCAGUGAGGGGCACUCCAGAAAGCUACAUCCAAAAAGUCAAGGUGCAGCACAAGGGCAAUGGAAGACUGUUUGAACCAAAAGCUAAUCACAUCAGGUCAUUUGGUAUCCACCAUUUUGCCAACAGAGUGAUCUAUGAUGCAUCAGAUUUUCUAGAUACAAACAGGGACAUUAUCAGUGACGACUUGGUAUGUGUGUUCCACAAGCAAUCCUGUAAUUUUGGAUUUGCCACACACCUGUUUGGAUCAGAGCUGAAGGCACUCUUCUCUCAGGACCCAGUGCCAAGGGGCGUCUCCUUCCGUAUCAGUCCCACUUCACACACAGAUAGGCAAAAUGGAGAUGAACCAGUCUCAACACUGACACAGGACUUCCAUACACGACUAGAUAAUCUCUUGAGAACGCUAGUCCAUGCCAAGCCACACUUUAUCCGCUGCCUCCGCUCAAACUGCUCUGAGAAGCCUGGCCACUUCGACAGAGCUACAGUCAUCAAACAGAUUCGUGCUCUGCAGGUACUUGAGACAGUGAACCUAAUGGCUGGGGGUUACCCUCACCGCAUGCGUUUUAAGACCUUCACCUUGCGCUACCGCCUCCUUGUACCCUUCAAAAAGCUCCGGCGUGUUGAGGAUAAGACCGUGGAUGACUGCAAACUUAUCCUUGAGUAUUUUGUGCGGUCUCUGGAGGAUGUGAGCAGAUCCUCAACUGUAGCCAUACAGUGGGCCUUGGGCAAACGACACAUUUUUCUCAGUGAGGGUGCCAGACAACAACUUGAAAUGUUACGAAUAGAGAUGAGGCACCGAGCUGCAACACUGUUGCAAGCAGUGUGGCGUGGGUGGCACUUUCGUCGGCGCUGGCCUACCCUCAAAAGGAAUCUAGAGCUACGCGCUCGUUCCCGCACCGUCAGGCCUCGACCUCAACCUAUUGCUGGGACACCGCCACCAGAUGUAAUGGAUCGAUGUGACCAGAAAACAAUACAGCAGACAUGUUCUUUAUUUGGUCUAGACUUGACCGCCCUUCUGCAGGAGCGGCCGCCACCAGUGCCGCCCAGCCGCUCCUACACCAUCACAGGGAAUCACAAGAUGGGCUACCCUCAGACACGGGUCAUGAAGAGGAAAUUUCCAGAAGAAGGUGGAGGUGACAGUGUGCUUCUGAAGGGAGAGUCUGUGGUGGUGGUGGGAGCGUCCUCCAGGCGUGGCCACCUCCUCGUUGACCACCAAGGACAUUCCUUUCAUGUACCAUUCCAGUACAUGGAGCUCAAACCUUCUGCUCAGCCAGGGGUCAACAUAUAGGCCUCAGCACAGCCCUUUUGCUUAAGUGAAAUAUCAGAGUGUUCCUCAGCACCCUGAGGCUUUGAGAGAGCCAUGAUAGGAUUGAAAUACUGGACAAACUUGUAUGCUCAAUGACAGUCAAGUGUUUUCCAACCAGAGUGCUGAGGGGGCUCAAAAAGUUCAGGGAUCGACUUAAGUCAAAAAAGAAACAACAAUCUUCUUUUUCAUUUUAAUUGUUCCUGGCACGCCGGAGGUAAUUGUGGCUGAGUUGGACUUUACUUCUGCCCACCUCGCUGAGACGAGGACUCAAAAGGGUGGGAAAUGGAUGAUGCUUGUUGUAUGGAUUAAGUGGAGAUCACUACAGAGGAGACACUGCUAGUGACGCUCUCCUAUGUGUCUCAGUGAUGCUCAGAACUUGACUCGAAACAAGAGAAAAUGGUGACUUCAAGUGGCACAUUGAGAUGAGGGUUUUGUCACAGCCACCAAUUGGUUAUAUUCUUGGCCUUAACCCUUCCCAGGUCUCUAGUGAUCUCCUCCACUAUCUUAAUUUCCUCCUCAUUUCCCAACUUCCACCCCCUCCAGGCCAUGACCAGAGUGAGUGUGUGACUGUCAAGUGCUUUUUAUAAGUGAAACAUGAAGCUUUGUAUAUAGAUAUUUGUAUGUGCCAAUAUUGUUAAGUAAUUUUAUAAGUUUAUUGAUAUACCUCGUUACUUAAUGUAUCGUCGAGUAAACAAACAACUAUUAUAUACUAAAAGACUAAAGACUAUUGAAAGUGACUGACAUUGAAAAUAAUGCAUUUUGAUUCUUGGUGCUACCCUUUUUAUUAAUUCAUUCUCUCUCUCUCUCUCUCUCUCUCUCUCUCUCUCUCUCUCUCUCUCUCUCUCUCUCUCUCUCUCUCUCUCUCUCUCUCUCUCUCUCUCUCUCCAGUUUUGCUUUCUUGCUCUGUUUCUCUCCAAUUUUGCUCUUGUUCUCUUUCUCUUCCAUUUUGCUCUCUCACUCUUCAGUUUUGCUCUCUCGCUCUCUUUCUCUUCAGUUUUGCUCUCUCACUCUCUCUUCAGUUUUGCUCUCUCAUUCUCUUUCUCUUCAGUUUUGCUCUCUCACUCUCUUUCUCUUCAGUUUUGCUCUCUCACUCUCUUUCUCUUCAGUUUUGCUCUCUCACUCUCUUUCUCUUCAGUUUUGCUCUCUUGCUCUCUUUCUCUUCAGUUUUGCUCUCUCGCUCUCUUUCUCUUCAAUUUUGCUCGUGCUCUUUCCCCAGUUUUGCUCUCUCGCUCUCUUUCUCUUCAAUUUUGCUCGUGCUCUUUCCCCAGUUUUGCUCUCUCUCUCUCUCUCUCUCUCUCUCUCUCUCUCUCUCUCUCUCUCUCUCUCUCUCUCUCUCUCUCUCUCUCUCUCUCUCUCUCUCUCUCUCUCUCUCUCUCAGAAGUUAUCCACAGUAUUAAUGUCCCUGCCACUCCCCUCCCCAUUCCCCCUUCCACUACCUGCCCGUCGCUACUGUGCCUUUUCUUCAUUAUUCUUAUUCAUCCCUCUAUCUUAAUUUACUGAGCAUUUACUCUUUAUUUUCUCCCAAAUAUUUGUUCAUUAUUGCCUAUUUGAUUUUAAAAUAAUCAUAGUUUUUAAUUCCAAUUUGUUGUUUUAUUUAAUUGUUACACUAUUUCUAAUCAAUCUGCCUUGUCCAGAAUCAAAUUUUUUGAGACUUCUAUCAAUCUUGCUCAUUUCCCUAACCAACAUAAUGUAUGUCUUCUUGCAUUUUCAUGUCUGGCUCUACUUUUGUAUCUUCCUGUACAAAUCACUUCAUUUCUUCACUGAAUUGUCGCAUCAUAUUUUGACUGACAUCAUUCACCGGCCUCCUUACUCUACCUCAUCUUCAGUCUUUCCCACUCACUUUCUCUAUCCCUCUUAAUCCCCGACAUCCUUUCCACUCCAUUCACUACUCUCUUCAAUAAAGCCAGUUCCCCACCAGUGACGGUCAACCAGUAAGAGGAAGUGCUCAAUCCUGUACAUACCAGUGUAGAUACUGUACAUGUGUGGCUCCGUACUAAUAAUACUCAGCGUAACCUGUACAGAAAGUUUAGUUUCCAUGUAAGUUAACAAUGACAGACCAUGUCACAAUGUAGGAACAAGACUCGCAUGACCUGAAGCCCAGAGGUGCCCGGUGGUGCUCCUAGAAUUUUUAUUUAUUUUUUAUUUUUUUAUUUUUAUUUAUUUCUUUUUAUAGUAUUGUACACACCAGUCAGUGAGGUGUGGCCAUAUUAGGGGUCCAAGCAGGGUCCAGAUGUCCUCGGACACGGUGAAGGAAGCCAGCGUUUGUGUGUCAUUGGUUGAGACAUGUGCCAAAUAUGCUUAGUAUUUUUUCAAUCGAUUUAUUGUUACCCUUUUCCAUAAGUGUAUUAUGUUGAAUAUUUGUACCAUACUGGCAGAAGUUCACAUCAUUCCUUGCUCUGUCAUUUUCAUCAUUUCCUCAUUACUUGUUUCUGUCUUAUUUUUCACCUCCAUGGCCUUCCUCCCUGCUCAGGCUCACAGCAGUGGAAAGUUGAUUUGAGGUGUUACAAAGCUCAGUUAUUAGCAAGAGAUCCAAGUGUCCCAAAACAAAGAUCUGGGUGAAGAAUGGACAAUGUUCCACCCGAUGAGCCAGAUGGGUCCUGACAAUUAUAAUUUUGCAGUAUAACAACAUGCAAAUUACUUUCCAUCUACCAGGGCCAUGUAGGUUGGCUGGGGUUUUUCUAGAUCUUCUUUAUCUGGCCGUCUCUGCUGAAGGUGCUGAAGUGUGCGUAAUAUGUAUGGAAUUUUUAGGGUGCAAACUAUUGUAAGAGUUCCUGUUAAUAUUGGAUUUUUUUUUCUUUUAAAAUUAAAACUUAACAAAGAAGAACCAUAA
Molecule: messenger RNA, 7688 nt
Organism: Scylla paramamosain (green mud crab)
Lineage: Eukaryota; Metazoa; Arthropoda; Malacostraca; Decapoda; Portunidae
Gene: dachs
Product: unconventional myosin-IXb-like
Exons: 19
Coding region: 1493-4840 (1115 amino acids)
Biological process (GO): vesicle transport along actin filament; actin filament organization
Cellular component (GO): actin cytoskeleton; cytoplasm; myosin complex
Molecular function (GO): cytoskeletal motor activity; ATP binding; actin filament binding
Source: RefSeq, a predicted model, not a curated record